GGUCAAAAGUUUCCUCAGUUGGAGAAAUGCACAAAAUGCUGCCACAAUUUUCACUGUCCCCUUUGUAUGGCCAGUAUAUUUAAGCCCUGCAAAGUCAAGAAAGUCAAGUUGCACUUGCAAUGCCACCUUAACAAAACAGUUGUCCAUGGAGAUUUCACUAUUCACAGAUGUGGACUGGGCUGUAGAGCAUCACUCCAUUACCACUGUAUGUACUGUCCAACAACAAUUCUUAGGAGAGAUGAUUUUAAAAAUCAUUUACAAGUCUGUAAGCAUAAUCCAAACUCAGAAUCAGCCACAAAAAUGCUGUCAAGCACCAACACACCAUCAAUCAUCGAUACAGCACAGACAGUUUCUUCAGUCACAUACACACCGUCAACCUCCAGUACAGAUAUGAGUGCAUUGACAAUCACAGACACUCCUUCACCCACCGCGACAGGAAAAUUUCGCGUACAGCCUGUUAUUAAAAAAAAUUGUCCAUCGUGCAAUGUGCUCAUCAAUAAAAACAACCUAGUAAAACACAUGGAGCGCAAACACGCAGAUCAGUCUGAAUUAGACAUUGGUGAGACAUUUCAGCUUACAAGCCAAUGUAUAGAUGAGAUAAAUGGGAUAUUCGUGGUUCUCAAAGUCGUGAAAGGCCACGUCGUCCCACUUCACGUACAAUGCCAGACAUUGGGCGAAAACAGCAGAGUCCUCUGCGAAUCGAAAGAAUGCCAGAUUAACAUAGAUGUCGCGCAGAGGAGCGGCAUUACAUCGUACCAGUGCAUGCAUAUCAGUGCAGCGAGCUUUUGCAAGUCUUUGGUUGAACAAGUCUUGCUGGAGGAAGACGUUUUAACAGAGAUGGUCAGAGGAAAAUGGUUCAGCCAGAAAAAGAAAAAAGAAUGCCUUGCUCUGCAGCAGCUUACCAAUAGUAGCUGCGUACCGCUUUCUGUUCACACCUCGAUUGGGAUCUCAUUGGAAAAAAGGUUCAUUUCUGUUUUUGAGCCCAAUGUGACGACUUAUAGCCGUUUAGGUCGUGUCAUGGUUGUUUAUAACACAAAACUGGACACUUGGCACUGUCCUUGCACCAAACUGCGAUGUUUAUGUCUGCACAAAUAUGUCGCCAAAUGGCAUUUGUUUCAAACGCAACGUGAGAUUUUCAGGACUGACGGAUCGCCUUAUAGGCUGCAUUCAGAAGAGGAGGACAUCACUGAAAACAGUCAUGUGUAUCCCCCGAAAGGUCUGCGACUGGAGUAUAUUGUGAAUUACAUUCUUCAGAACAAGAAGAUACCUGCUGUUCUUCCAGAAGAUAUGCGCGUACCAUCUCCACUCAAGGAUUACCCACAAAACCUUUAUCCAAAUGAAACUAUGUGUCAGGAAUGUCCAGAGAAUGUGCUCCUCAGCGAUCCUGUGCUAAUUACACAGAAUGCCAAAAUACUGACCAAUUGGUGCAUUAUUAAAGAUGUCGCCACCUACUGUAAGCAGUGCCCGCAGUGUGGGAUGUUUUAUCGUUACCAAGAGUGGAAAGAUCGCCUCCAUAACUUCAAUGAUCACAUCAUCCUUGACAUAUCUUUAUGUUUAACCCUGAGAAACCUUCUGCAGGUAAUCUUUCUGUCUGAUUAUAUGAGGGUUAGUGACCUGAAACUAUUUUCAUCUUAUUAUUUUAAUAUUCAAAUGUUCGAGUUAAAAAUGACAGUUUAGUGAAACUUCUUAUAAUUGGGGGAAAAGAAGCCAAUUCAAAGUUUUGUGGUCCAGACAACAUGCAAAAAUAAUGAUCAUUUUUUAUAUUAAAAUAUCGGAUAAUUUCACCUUUUAUGUCAAAUUAAAAUAGUUUUUUCACUUCAUUAAGUCGUUAAAUUUACUAGGGCUGUCAGUCCCUAACAGUUAUUUUGGGAAUCGAGUAAUUUGUCAAUUAUUCUGUCGACUAAUUGAGUAAUAUGAUUUUUUUCUUUUUUUAAUAGACUUUAAAAUGACUUUAAAAAAAACAUACAGGUGCAUCUCAAUAAAUUAGAAUGUCGUGGAAAAGUUCAUUUCAGUAAUUCAAUUCAAAUUGUGAAAGUCGUGUAUCAAAUAAAUGCAAUGCACACAGUUUGUCUCACAUUUAACAAAAACCCACCAAUUCACAACAAAUUAAAAUACUUCUUAAGACCAAUUAAAUAAAAGUGAAUUUGGUGAAUUGUUGGCCUUCUGGAAAGUAUGUUCAUCUACUGUACAUGCACUCAAUACUUGGUAGGGGCUCCUUUUGUUUUAAUUACUGCCUCAACUCGGCAUGGCAUGGAGGUGAUCAGUUUGUGGCACUGCUGAGGUGGUCUGGAAGCCCAGGUUUCUUUGACAGUUGCCUUCAGCUCAUCUGCAUUGUUUGCUCUCUUGUUUCUCAUUUCCCUCUUGACAAUAGCCCAUAGUUUUUCUCUGGGGUUCAGGUCUGGUGAGUUUGCUGGCCAGUCAAGCACACCAACACCAUGGUCAUUUAACCAACUUUUAGUGCAUUCGGCAAUGUGGGCAGGUGCCAAAUCCUGCUGGAAAAUGAAGUCAGCAUCUUCAAAAAGCUGGUCAGCAUAAGGAAGCAUGAAGUGCUCCAAAAUUUAUUAGUAAACUGGUGCAGUGACUUUUGUUUUCAAAAAACACCAUGGACCAACACCAGCAGAUGACAUUGCACCCCAAAUCA
Messenger RNA from Carassius gibelio (silver crucian carp), 2641 nucleotides. RefSeq lists its product as uncharacterized. The coding region runs from base 67 to 1677 and encodes 536 amino acids. The record is from RefSeq and is a predicted model, not a curated record. The transcript has 3 exons. Lineage: Eukaryota; Metazoa; Chordata; Actinopteri; Cypriniformes; Cyprinidae.